AUGGAGAUUGAUUGCAGAGACGCGGUACCCUUGUACCACCACCCCGACGCGCGGUUGACCGAGGGGGUCACCUACAUUGCUGAGACGGACACGCUUUACUGGGUCGAUAUCUUCAAGGCGGAGGUGCACCGUGUGCGGGACCUGCAAGGGGACCCUGCACACACGUUUGCGGAGAAACAUACGGUUUUCACUGCUAGUCGUGGGACUUACUCGAAGGACGCCAAUGCAGUGCCCUACCCUGACAGCGAGAUGGGUGAGUCGAUCGGUGUCGUGUUCCCUGACCACAAGGAUUCCAAUGUCGUUUAUUUCGCUGCCAAGUUUGGGAUCGGACGUGUGGAUUUAUCCAGGGACCAUUGGGAGUACUUGGUACUGUACGAAUGGUGCCCCGAGUUGACGUUGGACCGUGUGCGGAAACUCCGUUCGAACGACGGAAACGUCUCCCCCUGUGGGAAGUACAUCUUCGUUGGGAUCAUGCGGGACUUCCCCUACCCUGUGGACGACUCCGGGUGUAUUCUGCGUGUUUCUCUAGAAACACGCACCCUCGAAAUUGUAUGGGACCAUAUCCGGAUCGCGAACUCUCUGCAUUGGAACUCUCAAGAGGACCGCAUGUACAUCACGGACUCGCUUGCGUUCUGUCUAUGGGAGUGCCCCUACGACACCGCCACCGCUACACUCGACAGAACUGCCGCGACGAAACAGAUCGAUAUCAGAGCAAACACCCCUGAACGGUUCGUCUCCCCAGAACCCGAUGGAAGCCAAUUGGACCCACAAACUGGACUUCUCUACGUGUGCGUGUGGUCCACGGGGAGCGUGCAAGUGUACGACACCCGCAACGGCAAAUUCCUCGCACGUAUCCUGCUCCCCGAGAACACGAUGCGUGCCUCCUGCUGCUGCCUCGUCGGUGACAAGCUCUACGUGACCACCGCCAACGAGGACAUCGACAACCCUACAGCUGCCACCGCGGACCCACACGGUGGAUGCCUGUACCUCCUAGACCUGCCGGCGCUACCAAACUCUGAAACUGCGAGCGCCGCACUGCAGUCCUCGAAGGGGCCGUUGAAAGCGACAUGA
This is a messenger RNA of Huiozyma naganishii CBS 8797, 1071 nucleotides long. RefSeq names its product regucalcin. Gene Ontology annotation, biological process: L-ascorbic acid biosynthetic process. Gene Ontology annotation, molecular function: gluconolactonase activity; calcium ion binding. The record is from RefSeq and is a predicted model, not a curated record. NCBI's taxonomy places the organism in Eukaryota, Fungi, Ascomycota, Saccharomycetes, Saccharomycetales, Saccharomycetaceae. The transcript has a single exon. The coding region runs from base 1 to 1071 and encodes 356 amino acids.